This is a messenger RNA of Acanthoscelides obtectus, 700 nucleotides long. The record is from the annotation of a GenBank genome assembly. Lineage: Eukaryota; Metazoa; Arthropoda; Insecta; Coleoptera; Chrysomelidae.
GUGCGGUGAAGUGACGCGAUAAGGCGGUGACGCGAUGACGCAUCGUUAAGAACUACCGGAAAUAGACGAUCAGCGGAAGAUGGAUAUGCGGCCCAUUUUUGGCGGAUAUCCCUUCCAAGGUCAAGGUCGCGUGAAUCAAUUGGGCGGCGUCUUCAUCAACGGGCGACCACUUCCAAACCACAUCCGCUUGAAGAUAGUUGAAAUGGCCGCAGCCGGGAUACGACCCUGCGUCAUAUCUCGUCAACUGAGGGUAUCUCACGGAUGCGUGUCGAAAAUCCUGAAUCGCUACCAGGAGACUGGUAGCAUCAGGCCAGGCGUUAUCGGUGGCUCCAAACCGCGAGUGGCCACUGCUGAAAUCGAGGAUAGGAUCGAGCAGAUGAGGAAGGAGAAUCCCGGAAUUUUCUCUUGGGAGAUAAGGGAGAGACUGAUUGAAGGAGUGUCAGAUCCGCCAAGUGUCUCCUCGAUAAGUAGAUUACUGCGGGGCGGGGGAAGCGGGGGGAGUUGCGGGGACAGCCGGGAACGUCGAGAGGAUCCGGACUCCAAAAAGGAUUACACUAUCAACGGCAUACUUGGCGGUAAGUGGACAAAGAGAUUCGUUAGCGAUGUAUACAAGAAGAACUGGAUCAUUAUUUUUGUGGAUGAAACGCUCAGUUUACUAAAUCCAGCUUACGUAGGCCACGAUAUGAGUCUUGCCGUAUGA